AUAGUCUUCGAAUAAUAUGGCGCGAACCAGGGGCCAUUUUGGAAGCAUUUUCCCAAGUUAUUUUGAUCUUUGGAGACCAAGAAGAUGAAAAUAAUUGGAAAAAGACUUUAGGAAGAAGCUGAGGAUGUCGAAGUUUUGGCAACAUCCUAAUGUGAAUGUCUUCAAACAUUUCAACAUUGGAGAAUGGAAGAAGUGCUCAAAAGAAGGCGAGGUGUCAACCAUUAUGGACAAACAGGUGAAAGGCACAGUUUACAGAAUCACAGGCUCAAUUCCUGCCAGCAACUUUAUCCAGUUUCCUCGCACUAGCACUCAGUCCUUGGGAUUGACUGGUCGCUACCUCUACUGUCUCUUGCGACCAAUUGCUGGCAAGUAUUUUGUGGUACACAUUGACGUGGCAACAGACGAUGGACUGACCAUCAGGAUCUCCUUCUCUAACAUGUUUAAGGAGUUCAAAUCAACAUCAACAUGGCUACAGUUUCCAUUUGUGUCAAGCCCUCCUCCUGGUUCGGUUGAUGAGGUCACUCUUGGUGAAGCAGGCACCAUAAGCAGUCUUGUUGGCACAACUUCUCAGACAACUCGUUGGACUGUUUUGGUACUAGACUUCCGAUACAUCCUCUCUGUUUACUUAAACCGUCAGUAUGCAUACAUGAAGACCAUGCGCUUCUGUGCCAACAUGUUUCUUAAAGGACUCUUCACGAGUGAUAUAGAUUAUAUGCCUGGGAUAUCUGCUUCUGAAGCCAGAAAGUUAGGCUUGCUGGACCAAGGUGUAAGUCCCUUGCCAAGAGAAAUGACAUUUCCCUUACCAAAGGGAGCAGAUUGGCAUGAACUGUAUGACUAUAUCAAGUUUCCACCUGAUUCUAAAAUUGCUCAGUUUGGAAUCAUGGCAAAUGUCAAGUCUACACUCGCUCGCCAUAAAGAUGAUGUAGCUGAUGUCAAUUCUUGGGAGGAAAGUGCUCAUUAUCAGGAGAAAAGGACAAAGUUAAAUCAGGUCAAUCAUGUUGAUGUGCGUGGAAAGCCACCGCAAGAGACCUUGGGAAGUAUUUAUGCAAGAGGCGAAGGCAAGGUAUGGGUUACAUUGUGGACACUUUUUUUGGAUCAUGUUUACUAUAGUACUAAUCAAUAUACUAACUGGAAUACCAUAUUGCGAAGACAUGUAAUUCCUACUGCUCUUCCUACUGUGGGGGUCCGUGGAGCCAAAUUGGUAGAUGCCAACAGUGGAGAAGUGCAUGUAUAUGCACAUCCAAGCAAAACUGUUAUUAAUCUUCAACAGCAAAAGGAAAAAGAUAAGGUAGAAAAAGUGGAAAUACCAAAGGUUGCAAAGGCAGGAAACUUCACGACUCUUAAACCAGAUCCCAUUUUGUCACUGAAAAGAGUAGUAGGGUUUGGAGGUGGUACCUCCGAUGAGGCUUUAUGGACAAAGAAUGGUGGCUGUGUAGUCUAUCCUUGCCAUGCAAUCAUCGUAUCAAUGGAUGUGUCAUCUGGGCAGCAACAGUUCUUUAUGGGCCAUACGGAUAAGGUUUCUGCUCUGGCAUUUGAUGGCCAAACAGAUAUUUUAGCUUCAGCCCAGACAGGCUCCCCUUCUGUUAUCAGAAUAUGGAAGUACCACUUGAGAAAAUGCACUGCUAUGUUCAGAGCUGAAGUGCAUAAUGUACACUGUAUAAGGAUGGUUGUGGUGUGGGAUGUCAGCCAUGCCAUUAGGGGUGGUGAAGUGUCCAUUGUUGCCAAGGCACACACUGAUGUUGACAUUCAUCGCAUGAGAAUAGCAGAGUUUGAUGAUAGCAGGUUGGUCUCAUGUGGUAACGACAACAUCCGUUUCUGGCGAAUCCGUCAUGGCUCUUUGAGGUCUUGUCCACUUGAUCUUGGUCGUCAUGGUUCUGCUAACUUCACUGAUAUAGCUUAUGGAGACAAGGAUCCCUUGAGUGCAGAUCCUACAGUUAGGAAAGUAUAUUCUUGCACUACUCAAGGCACUAUGUAUCAGAUUGAUUAUCAGAAGAUCAUACUGGACAAAGUCAUCAGACUCCUUCCUAUUGGUUCUCGCCAUGAUCCGGUCGGCAAAUAUGGUGGCACUACUCCAACUGAGUUUGGAAUCAGGCUAAAUUCACUCUGUGUAAAUGAGUCAUUCUGUGCUACUGGAUCAGAUGAUGGUUACCUUCGAUUAUGGCCCCUAGAUUUUUCAACUGUGUUCCUAGAAGCUGGCAAUCAAAAGCUGCUCUCUUUCAUAACUUACAGCUCUUCUAGAGAGAGGUUUCAACUCUUAUUUGCACAGCAAGGAAAUCUUGGUGUGUUAGAUACAUCAGCAAGGACCUACUCGACUCUGAUGAGAUCACACACUGACAAAAUUUUAGCCAUGUCAUUUGAUUUGACUCACCGUUACCUGGCCACAGUAUCAGCUGAUCAAUCAAUUAGAGUCUGGGACCUUGACACUCUUGCACAGCUGUUUGACUUUCAAGCUCCAGGAGAGCUUCCCUGUGCCAUUGCGUAUCAUCCUCAACAGCAGUGUUUUGCCUGUGGAUUCAUGUCUGGCUGUGUCAGAGUGUUUCAUGUUGGAACUACAAAUCUCUUAGCGGAGCAUAACCAACAUCCUGGUCAAGUGACUGGCUUGGUGUUCACCCCUAAUGGAGAGUUCCUACACAGUGCAGGAGCACUAGGUGCUCUAGCACUGUAUGAUGCAGCUGAUGAUGGAUUCCAGUUGAUUCGCAUGCUUCCAAACACUGUUGUGAUGGGUGGCAAGUUUGGCCCACAUGUACUGAGUGUAAGUGAAGACAGCCUGAAGCUGGCAUACAUUGGACCAACAGAAUUCACAGUGACAGUCGCCAAUGCAAGAUCUUUGGAUGAGGUAAGGCUUGCAACCCAGCUGGUNCUUUCAAACAACUCAUGCUUGAACAUGAGAGUACCCAGAGCUCUGUAUCUUUGGUUUCUGCAGGUUUUUAUUGGUCAUUCAGACCAUAUUCAGCAAGUAGCUUUUACUCCAGACCAUCUUGGUCUUGUCAGUAUAGGUGAGGCCAUCUUGCUGUGGGAUUUCCAUGGAAGAGGAAGGCAGCUACAGAUAAAUGGUGGACGAGAGCCUCAGAAAAGCUAUAUCCCUGAAGUUCCAGACAGAACUGUGAGAAUCACUCCUGAAAGGCCGUACAGCCCACCAAGUGGUCACCCCCACACAGUCACGCCCAGAAAAUCUGUUCCCAUACCUACUAGGUUUGAACCUCCUCAGUUUGAUGUCAGUCCCAUUCCUGCUGAUGCACAUGAUGAAAGGUUUCCAGGUGACCAUGACAGAGCGACACAGAGUGAAUUUCAUGACCGUUAUUCCCCAAAGAAAAGCCCUCAGAAACAGACUCCAGAACAUGUUGAUGAACAUACUUCUCCUGUCAAGACAAAAUCACCUGCUAGAAGAUUAAACUUUAACAUUCCUGCAGUUGCCGGAUCAAUGGUUCCAAAUGCUGAUGUUCAUCUUGCCCCCAAGGUCACUAGGCACUACAAGCGACGUCCAUGCAGCUCCUUCUUGGCCGAGCGUAGAUACACAGCUCCACCUAACCAGGCAGGACUUCAGCUUAAAUCUGUUCUUGGAUACAAUGGAAAUGGAAGGAAAAAUAUGGUCUGGAAAUAUGACACAGGACUUUUUGCAUACACCAGUGGUUGCCUUGUGGUUAUAGAGGACCUUCAUUCUGGUACUCAGAGACACCUCAUGGGGCACACAGAAGAGAUAUCCACCUUGGCCCUUCAACAUGAUGGCCUAAUACUGGCCUCAGCCUCUGGGCCUUCUGACACUAUAGGCAGUCAAAUUUGCUUGUGGAAUUUAAAAGAUGGAGUGUGUAAGAAGGUUUUGUCCUACCAUGAGCAUGAGAUAGUCUGCUUGGCAUAUGCCCGUGAUGACAGAUUCCUUGUGUCAGUUGGUGAUUACAGGGAGUGUUCUGUGGUAGUGUGGUGCACUAGAGAUCUGGUAGUACUUGCUGCAUCCUAUGCCAGACAUCCUGUUCACGAUGUCAUGUGGGAUCCGUAUACUGCUAAUGAGUUUACCUCUGUGGGGCAAGAUGGCUCUGUACUGUUUUGGCUCCUUGAUGAGACUGGUGAUAAAAUGACUCUUAAUGUUCACGAGCCAGAAGUGCCAAAGGAACUAGUGCAGUCCAGGAAAGUGAGAGAUGAGCACUAUGAUUUUACAGCCUUGUGGUAUGCAGGAGACAGUGUCAUGUAUGCUGCUACCAGCUCAGGAAUGCUAUCUGCAUGGGAUACCAGACAAAACAAGUGCUUCAUACACUGGGAAGGAGAUUCCUCAGAAAUUGUGCACUUUAAAGUUUUGUCCUACCAUGAGCAUGAGAUAGUCUGCUUGGCAUAUGCCCGUGAUGACAGAUUCCUUGUGUCAGUUGGUGAUUACAGGGAGUGUUCUGUGGUAGUGUGGUGCACUAGAGAUCUGGUAGUACUUGCUGCAUCCUAUGCCAGACAUCCUGUUCACGAUGUCAUGUGGGAUCCGUAUACUGCUAAUGAGUUUACCUCUGUGGGGCAAGAUGGCUCUGUACUGUUUUGGCUCCUUGAUGAGACUGGUGAUAAAAUGACUCUUAAUGUUCACGAGCCAGAAGUGCCAAAGGAACUAGUGCAGUCCAGGAAAGUGAGAGAUGAGCACUAUGAUUUUACAGCCUUGUGGUAUGCAGGAGACAGUGUCAUGUAUGCUGCUACCAGCUCAGGAAUGCUAUCUGCAUGGGAUACCAGACAAAACAAGUGCUUCAUACACUGGGAAGGAGAUUCCUCAGAAAUUGGUGUACUCAUAGGCCAUGGAGGUACUCUUAUGGCUGGCAGCAUAACAGGAAAUCUCAGAUUGUGGUCUACGAUAGGCGUGAAUGAAAUGCGACUUCCUGGAGAGCCCAGCAGGUUAUCAAGUAAUGGCCUAGUGAUGGAAGAUGAAAUGACACUAGACGGAGCUAUCAUUUCUGCUUCAUUUGAUGAAGCCCUAGAAACUGGUAUAAUUGGCACCUCAUCAGGUACAUUAUGGUAUGUUAACUGGGAUGAAAGAACCAGCAUCAGGCUAGUCAGUGGUCACGCCCAGCGGAUUAAUGACCUGCUUUUCAGUGGUCCUGAUGAUCAAUAUUUUGCUACAUGUAGCACUGAUGGUAUUCUACAUCUGUGGAGCAGGGAUAGCUUGGAACAUCUGCAGUUUCAAGUUCUUGGACAAACCUGCAAUUGUGUGUCAUUCAGUCCAGUGCCUGCAGCCUUUCCCACCAAGUCAGUCACAAAUGAAGGACAGACAGUAGCCACUGUCCAUCCACAACCUCAGCCUGGUGAUGAGGCUGUGAUUCACCCAUCACACUGUGCAGCUGGAUACAGCGAUGGGACCAUCAGGAUAUUUGACCUGGGAAAAGUGGAAAUGAUCAUGAAGAUGCAACCUCACGCUGCUUCAGUUACUGCAAUAUCAUUCUCAGCUCACGGAAGAGUGAUAAUCAGUGGAGCAGAAGAUGGCUUACUGGCAAUAAGUAGUCCCUCUACAGGGCUGACAGUCAGACUACUGAAUGACCAUAAGGGAGCACCAAUCACAUGCAUUCAUGCAUCAUCUGUUAAGGAUCAACAGUACUCUUUAUCAUCUCCAUUGUUGUGGCUGGCAGCAAGUGCUGAUCGUCGUGUUAGUAUCUGGAGUGCUGAUUGGUCCAAAGACUUCUGUGAGUUGGUUGACUGGCUGACGUUCCCUGCCCCACCCAUUGGACUGGAUGGAAAAGCUAUCAGGAGGGGAGACCCUGCUCAGUUUUCUCAGCUACCUCCCAGCCUGGCUCAGUUCUCUCCUACAGACCCUGACAUUGUUGUCUACACUGGUUAUGGAAUGCAAAAAGUUGUGCAGUUCUACAGUCUGUCUCAGAAAAAGGUAGUACGCGCUGCUCCAUUGACACAGUGGGUGACGUCCAUGGAUAUAUCACCCAAAGGGCAUCUCAUUGCUUUUGCAACAGAAGAACGACUUGUCAAACUUAUGGACUACAGUGAGGGAAGUUUUCAAGACUUUCUGGGACACUGUGAUGUUGUUAACAAUGUAAAGUUUGCACCAUCAGGGGAAUUGCUGUGUUCAACAAGCCAUGCAGAAAUCUUGAUGUGGAAUGUCAAGGCGUAACAGGAUCCUGCUUAUCAAGGCAUUUGUGGAAAGGUUUCUAACAGAAAAUGACCCAUGUGGCAAUACCCGAUGGCUACACUGUAGUCUAGACGGCAGGUUGGGUGGACCAGGUCAUGGUCUCCCUCACAAGGUCAAUACUUUACAGUCAAAUUAAAGCUUUGUGUAGAAAAAAGAUAGUUUUAACCAUCAUAGGGGCAAAUUUCCAGAAAUGGCUGAGUUUUGGUGACUGCUGUCAUCAUCGUCAUUGUCAUCGUCAUUGUUGUCAUCAUCAUCAUCAUUAGUCUGUGGGAAACGGGGCGGGUUUAACAAGUAUUUAUGCAAAUAAAUUGUUUUUUAAACCUUCCUAAGGAAACAGUUUUAUGUGCACACCCUGGAAUCAGCCAUGUGUACAAAGCAAAGCUACCAGUGUAAAAAGGCUUUCAAAAUUCAAUUGUUCGCUAAUGCUCCAAGCUGUAAGGAAAGUGUAGUCACUACCUCAAGUCAGUGACAGUUCACAUAUGAACCAUUCAUGCAUAAAUAUCACUGCUGUAUUAUCUAAUAUAAAGUGAGAAUAUUUUGUUGUACAAUACAUCAAGUUAUAGUUUAUAAUAAUUGUCUAACUUCCUACAACCUUCAUUCUUUCACAUAGCAGCAUAUGUACUCAUAAACUAGCUGCGUUACCAUAAAUACAUGUUAUGUUGUGACUGAAUGUGUGCCUAUGCUUUGAAUUCACUCAUACAAUGAUACAUUAAGAAGUGUCCAAUUCCUAACUUGAAUACACCAUUAGGAUGGUGGUUAUGUAAAAUAAUUGCUCAAUGUUGUAACUAGGUUGGUUUUGUCUUUACCAUAAGCUUUCAUAAAAUUAUUCUUCUCAAAGCCAAA
Messenger RNA from Orbicella faveolata, 6940 nucleotides. Its product is annotated as WD repeat-containing protein 90-like. Gene Ontology annotation, cellular component: centriole. Gene Ontology annotation, molecular function: protein binding. NCBI's taxonomy places the organism in Eukaryota, Metazoa, Cnidaria, Anthozoa, Scleractinia, Merulinidae. The record is from RefSeq and is a predicted model, not a curated record.